AAUAAGUCCAUCCGUGAAAUUUCCUUGCUACUAAAUAUUCCACGCUCAACUGUUAGUGGGAUUAUAACAAAGUUGAAGCAGCUGGGAACAACAGCAACUCAGCCACAAGGUGGUAGUCCACGUAAAAUGACAGAGCGGGGUCAGUGCAUGCUGAAGCUUAAAGUGCUAGAAGUCACCAAUUGUCUGCAGAGUCAAUAGCUAAAGACCUCCCAACUUCAUGUGGCCUUCAGAGAGCUUCAGGGAACGGGUUUCCAUGGCCGAGCAGCUGUAUCCAAGCCUUACAUGCAAAGUGUCAAAUGCAGUGGUGUAAAGCACACCGCCACUGGACUCUAG
Messenger RNA from Staurois parvus, 333 nucleotides. Lineage: Eukaryota; Metazoa; Chordata; Amphibia; Anura; Ranidae. The record is from the annotation of a GenBank genome assembly.